This is a messenger RNA of Erythranthe guttata (spotted monkey flower), 1662 nucleotides long. RefSeq names its product hemerythrin HHE cation-binding domain protein. The record is from RefSeq and is a predicted model, not a curated record. Lineage: Eukaryota; Viridiplantae; Streptophyta; Magnoliopsida; Lamiales; Phrymaceae.
UCAGACCAACCACCAUUAAAACUUUUCACUGUUUUUCCUUCAACAAUUCUCUCUUCCCUUCUCAAUCAAGCAAUAUCCCACAUGCAUCUAUACAUACACACCCCUGUACGUAUACCCGCAUAAAUCUUCGAAUCAAAAAAAGUUUUCUCUUAAUCCAUUGUUCAACUCUCUCUCUCUCUCUCUCUGUGUUUUUCUCUCUCUAAAACAACGAUAAAUCUUUCAAGAAAAAUCCGAUUAAGUUGUUGCAACAGAAUAAUCCGAUUCCACUAUUUCCGCUCACGAUAAUUCAAAGAUACAUUUUAUUAAGAUUUGGUUUCUGAAUUUUCUUGACGCCGAUGGGUAAUUGCUUCGGGACGGCGAAGAAAUCGGCGGCGGAAAUCGCGCCGUCGGAGCUGAUAAAAUCACCGCCGGCGAUCAAACUCUACGGCCCGCCGAACAGCUUCGCCACCUCCCAAAUCCGAUUGGCGAUCCUGUACAAGCCAGUCGCGCUCCAAUUCGUCCCCUCCGAGGCGAACGAAAACCCUACAAUCAUCUACAAAUCCGACGUCGUUUCGGGCUCCGUCGAGGAAAUACUCCGCUACCUGGACUCCAAGUUCCCCGACCCGCCGCUGACCGCGCCCGACAACACCACGAACAGCGCGUGGGGGUGGUGCGGGACGACGCCGCUGGUGGUGUGGGUGGUGGUGCUGCAGCACCGGAGCAUGAACUGGCAUCUGGAGAGGAUGGUGAAGUGGGCGGAGGACAUGGUGGCGCGUGGAGGGAACGCGCGUGGGGAUCCGUCGAUGGGGAGUCCCAGGAUGGAGGUGAAGAAGUUCGGGAAGAGCUACUCGCAGCUGCAGCAGGUGAUGCUCGAGCACGCGCAGAUGGAGGAAAAGAUUCUCUUCCAGAUCCUCGAAUCCGCCGAUCGAGGAUUGUGCAAAACUGCGAACGAAGAACACGCAAGAGAAUUACCGAUGAUGAACGGUAUCAAAGAAGAGAUCAAGACUAUCGGAGUUAUGAAUCCGGGCAGCCCCGAUUAUCAAGAAGCCCUCACCAAUCUUUUGUCGCGCCUCAAAAAACUAAAGGAAAACUGCAAACACCAUUUUGAAAAGGAGGAAAAGGAGCUGCUGCCAUUGAUGGAAGCGACGGAGCUAAAUAAGCCACAGCAAGAGAAAGUACUGCAGCAGUCGUUGGAUGUGAUGCGCGAUACGCAUUCUCACUUGUUUCGAUUCUUUAUGGAAGGACUAAGACCACACGACGGAAUGCAGUACUUUGACUUGGUCAAGAGAUACUGCGACAACGUUCGAGUCUCGCUUAUGCUCCACAUGAUGGUUGAUUAAGAGUUUAAGACAACGACUCCUAUUGCCCGUUGCUUCCACUCGUAUCAACAUAAUUAAGCAGGUGAAUCCUUUUUCGAUUUCUUUUUGUUUUUCGUUUAUCGACGACAUCUGGUGGGCUGUGCUUAAUCACCAUGAAGUUGAGAGUGUAUCAUUAGUGAUUUUUUUUUUAGUGAUGUAGCUUAAUAUGCAGGCAAAGGUUGAAAAAACGUAGAAAUUCGACCUGCUAACAGCAUUCCUGAUUGUAAAGUCCACUCAGAUUGUGAAAUUAUUACUUGGAUAUUGUCUUAGUGUAGAAAAAUAUUGAUUGUGAAAUUCACAUUGUAUUUUUUUUUGUAGAGUUUAU